GAGGAGCCCAUUGGGGUUUUGUUUUUCUUUUUUAAAAAAAAGUCCUGGGGGGAUGGGAGGGGCGGGAGGGCACCCAGAAGGGCCCGAUUCUGACUUGCCGCAGCCUCAGGAUGACCCUUCCUCCUUUUGUGUUUAGCUAAUGUUUACAUCUCAUAAUUCAUGCCCCACCGCGGAGCGUUGCGCAGCGCUGCGAGGUUUGCGUCUCUUUGCCAGACUCGCCGCUUCCAGUUCUCCCUAAAAGAAGAGGAAGAGAACUGAAAACCUUGUAAUCCCAAGGAUGGAUCCGCAGUAUCUUUUCCUGUUCCCAGAACUCAAAAUCAGAACAGAACGAAAUAAAUUCAAAGCGUUCAAACCACACCCCAAACGAAGAACACCCGGAAAGUAGGAGAACUGGAAAAUGUCUGGGCCAAGAAGAUCUCUCUGUCUUCUGUAUAUACCCUGUAGAUCCGAAUUUGUGUAAGAAAUUUUGUGGUCACAAAUUCGUAUCUAGGGGAAUAUGUAGUUGACAUAAACACUCCGCUCAUUUUUCUCCCCCCUGAAGAAAUUUUUUUUUUCCUAAAUGAGGACCAUGCGGUGACUGGCCAUGCGAAGACUCCUUCCUUCUUUCUUCUUCCUUCUUUUCCUCCGGAAACUGGUUAGAGAAAUCAUCUACCUGAAAUCUGCCCAUGUCUGUCCCUGGGAGCCUUGGUCCCUUUUCACUUCUCUCGAUAGGUUUCAUGCUGGUGGUGUUUUUAAUGUUACCCUCUCUCUCCAGCCCACCUAGUCUCUCCUCUGGGUUCAGGGAGGUUUGACUGAAAAUCUGGGGGAAAUGACUGCUGUCCUCAGUGUGCGAAGGCAAAGGAAAUUCGCUUUUCAAACGGAUGUUGAUGUCGCCUUUCCGUUUGGGUUCAGGACAAGAUGCCCUGGAAAUACCUGAUAACCAAGGGGCGUUAUUGUGUGUGUGUGUGUGUGUGUGUGUGUGUGUGUGUCACCUCCAGGGCACCUACCCCAGCACCACAGGGAUGUGCGAUCUCUGUGCACUGAGGAGGCUGUGGCAUUAGUGGCUAUUACCACGCCUUCACCCCGCGGUUAGUAUUGCUCCGAUGGUUCUGGAAUUAGCAAAUUGCUAUUCAAUGCGCUUUCAAAAGUUGCAGGGUUUUUUAUCCACUGCUCACGUUCAGUGUGGGAAACCAAGUUGUUUCUCCCGUGUCCGGGAAGGAGCGGAGUGGGCAGGAGAGGGGAACAGACAGACGGACUGACAAAGCCAAACUAAUAGCGCAGCUAAAUGCGAUUUGGAAGGCGAGGUCUCCCCGAAUUAGUGCAUGAAUUUUCUAUCGAUCCGCCCGCGGUUCCAUUCAUCUCUGACAAGCCCCUCCGUGCACCCGCCCGCUGGCUCCCCACGCCUCCUCUCUCCUUCCCUCCCCCUCCUCGUGCGGCUGCCGGAGAAAAGCUCCACGCUCAGUGCCUCUCGCCCCGAGUGGGCUCCCCUCUCCGGGCAAAGACCCCCGUCCUCCUCUCACUUCGCUCCCCACGCAGACGCAGGGCGCACGGGCUCCCUUCCCGCGGGAGGAAGGGAAGGGGCCCACGGAGGCAGAGAAUGCGGGCUGAGGUGAGGCAGGACAGGAGGGGCUACACGGGGAGCCCCAACUUCCGAGGGUGUCUAGGGAUUGCGCUCUGCCCAGGGCCCCACCAGGCCCUCGGUUGGCAGCCCGCUCGCUCUCUCCCUGGGUCUCGGGACCGCCAGGCCGCCCCGCAGGAGCCCUAUGCAAAUCCCGGCGCUGGCUGGGUGUCUGUGGGUGGGUGGGGAGGGGGCAGAAGAAGGGGAAAUAAACCCCUUUGGCUGGAGUAGGGUCCGGGUGAGCAGAUUUCCUUAUCCGGGGAUCGCAGGCGGGGCGGCCAUUGGCUCCCAGGAUCACGUGGGGCCCUAACUUUGUUCACUUGACAGUAAGUAGGAGGGCUUUCGGAAACAGGAAAACGAGUCAGGGGUCGGAAUAAAUUUUAGUAUAUUUUGUGGGCAAUUCCCAGAAAUUAAUGGCUAUGAGUUCUUUUUUGAUCAACUCAAACUAUGUCGACCCCAAGUUCCCUCCGUGCGAGGAAUACUCACAGGGCGAUUACCUCCCCAGCGACCACUCGCCGGGGUACUACGCCGGCGGCCAGAGGCGAGAGAGCGCGGCCCCCGCUUGCUUCCCUGUCCCCCCACCCCGCCCCCCGGAGUCAGAAGAGGCGGCGGGAGAGGGAGGGAGGGAGGGCGGGCGAUACUGUGUUCUCUGGAAGAAAGUGCUCUCCCUCCUCCCUUUGGGGGCCAUAAAACUUUCUCUUUCUCCUUCUCUCUGUGUGUGUCCAGUAAACCCCAAUUACGCCGGCGGGGAGCCCAAGCGCUCUCGCACCGCCUACACCCGCCAGCAGGUGCUGGAGCUGGAGAAGGAGUUCCACUACAACCGCUACCUGACGCGGCGCCGGCGGGUGGAGAUCGCCCACGCGCUCUGCCUGUCCGAGCGCCAGAUCAAGAUCUGGUUCCAGAACCGCCGCAUGAAGUGGAAAAAAGACCACAAGUUGCCCAACACCAAGAUCCGCUCGGGCGGCGCCGCAGGCGCAGCCGGAGGGCCCCCAGGCCGGCCCAACGGAGGUCCCCCCGCGCUCUAGUGGCCUCUGCGCGCGGGGAGCCACGGACCUGGGGCGGGGAGGGUGGCGAGCGCCGGGAAGGCGGGGGAGAGAGGCGGGAGGAAACCCUGGGGCCUGGGGCUGGAGAAGCCUUCCUGCCUCCCCCCCACCCCCCUCUAUCUAUUUUCACGAAUAAACGCAGAGAGGGGUCGGGGAAGCUUUAUUUAUAGAAACCACAAUGCGGAGCACCCCCCAGAAGCAAAGCUCAAGUCUCUUGCUUUCUUAAAAAAAA
Myotis brandtii (Brandt's bat) is the source of this 2872-nucleotide messenger RNA. It is a transcript of the gene HOXB4, whose product is annotated as homeobox B4. Lineage: Eukaryota; Metazoa; Chordata; Mammalia; Chiroptera; Vespertilionidae. The coding region runs from base 2011 to 2622 and encodes 203 amino acids. The transcript has 2 exons. The record is from RefSeq and is a predicted model, not a curated record. Gene Ontology annotation, cellular component: nucleus. Gene Ontology annotation, biological process: anterior/posterior pattern specification; regulation of transcription by RNA polymerase II; embryonic skeletal system morphogenesis. Gene Ontology annotation, molecular function: DNA-binding transcription factor activity, RNA polymerase II-specific; RNA polymerase II cis-regulatory region sequence-specific DNA binding.